This is a messenger RNA of Neurospora hispaniola, 465 nucleotides long. RefSeq lists its product as uncharacterized. The record is from RefSeq and is a predicted model, not a curated record. The transcript is spliced from 4 exons. Lineage: Eukaryota; Fungi; Ascomycota; Sordariomycetes; Sordariales; Sordariaceae. Bases 1 to 465 code for a protein of 154 amino acids.
AUGUCAUUGGUCAGCCCUAUUUGUGGAUCCGCGCACCGGUGUCUCGGUUCCUGGUUCCUGCUUGCUGAAGUGGCGUCCAACCCUUGUCAUGCACAGACUAUCUCCUUCUGCAGGGCAGUCAAGGGUUACGGUGUUACCCGAACUGCGGCCGAAGACCCUGAAUCUGCUUGCGGUGAUGCAAAACGGCGGUGCACAUGCAGACAUUUCAAGGUACGUAGAUCCGAACAAUUAGCCAACGCAGACCCACAUCCCGCUCCGAUGGACGACGACAAGUCCGUCUUCAGCUACCCACUAGCUCUUUCGCCGAUGCAGCAGCUCCUCAUCAUUAAAAUCUUGAACAAGGAGGCCAAAGAAGGCCAUGUAGACGGUACAAGACAGUAUUUUCGUCAACCAACUGUAUGCAGCAGUUCUGUCCAUACUCGAAAGAGCGACGCAAGAACACACCAAGAGACCAUGGCCCAAUAG